AUGUCGAGCCCUCCUCCGCCAUCUGCCCCCGAAAUAUCUCUAGAAUGGUCUGCCGUAUUUACGAUUGCCCCAAAGAGCAACAAAAAUAUGCCUGGUGACAAGAUAUUACUACCGCAAUCAGCACUCGAGCAACUCCUAGCUGCCUCGACCGUUACCACGACUUCCACCCGACCGCCCCCUUCAAAUUUCGACCCAUUCAAUCCAUAUUCGCUGGCUGCUGCCAGAGUAGAACAGUCACAGUGGCGAGACACUCAGCAACAACUUCCCCACCCUCUCACAUUCCGACUAGUAAAUCCACAAAACGGAAAUGUAGUCCACGCGGGAAUCCGCGAGUUUUCUGCUGAGGAGGGGGAGGUUGAGUUAAGUCCAUUCUUACUGGGGGCUCUUGGUGUGACAGUACCACAGCGUAAAGCCAAAACCCAAGCUUCUGCUCCGGGUCUGGAGGAAUUACCCGUCGGAGCGAUUGAUUUAACUGAGGAUGAGGAUGCUCGUGGCAAAGAUCUUAUUGAUCUGACGGAGGAGGAUGAAGCGCCAAUUCAAAUCACGGUACAUGCGAAGCAAUUGCCAAAGGGGACAUAUGUACGACUUCGGCCUUUAGAGGCCGGGUACAAUCCAGAGGAUUGGAAGUCCUUGUUGGAACGACAUAUGCGGGAAAACUUCACCACACUUACAAACGGUGAAAUAUUGACAGUUCGAGGUUCGAAGUCGGAAGAAUUUCGCUUUCUUAUCGACAAGUUUCUCCCAGAAGGUGACGGAAUAUGUGUAGUAGACACAGAUUUGGAAGCGGAUAUUGAAGCGUUGAACGAGGAACAGGCCAGGGAAACCCUGAAACAAAUUAUGGCCAAGGCACAGAGAGCCCCCGGAACAGCAGAAGGAAGCUCUGUUGGCGGUGAUUUGAACAUUUGGAAACCUUCAACUGGGCAAAUUCUUGAUGGUGACGAUAUAGACUAUCGACUUCCCUCAUGGGAUCGCUCUCAAGCUGUCGAAAUCGAGCUAACCCUUGAUGAUGGUGAAGCUGUAGAUAUUUUCAUGAGUCCGCUAUCGCCGCAUCAGAGAGCUCAACCCCGAGAAUCGGAACACGUCUUUGGUGACUUUAGUGGAGAGAAUUCGAAAAAGAUCAUUCUUCAACCCUCGGAUAUUGCUCUUGAAAAUGCUGAAGCGUUAUUGAUAUCGCUGCAUACACAACCAGUCUCAGAGGGUGAACUGCCAAAGAUGCAUCAAUUUUCCUUGAGUGUGAAGAUGAUUUCCAGAGAUGCUUUUGGAUCUUCAACCAAUCCAGUCUUCUUAGACGAAGAUACCGAGAUGCAUGGACCUGACGAGGAGCAGUGUAAAAAUUGCACGCAAUGGGUGCCAAAGCGGACCAUGAUGUUGCACGAAAAUUUCUGUCUUCGGAACAAUAUCCUAUGCCCACACUGUAAAAACGUCUUCCAGAAGAAAUCACAAGAAUGGGAAAAUCACUGGCAUUGUGAGCACGACUCGGCAUAUGGAAAUACUCCAGCAAGCAAGUUAAGACACGAUGAAGUCUGCCACAAAGCACAAUCGUGUCCAAGUUGUCCUUACGAAGCCGCCAAUCUGAAAGACCUCGCUGCUCAUAGGACCUCUAUAUGCCCUGGCAAAAUCAUACUGUGCCAGUUCUGUCAUCUCGAGGUGCCACAAGAAGGAGACCCAUUCGAUCCUUCUCCUGAAUCAUUGAUAUCAGGAUUAACGGCACACGAAUUGGCCGAUGGAGCACGAACUACAGAGUGUCAUCUCUGCUCAAAAAUUGUCCGUUUACGAGACAUGGCAACCCAUUUACGACACCAUGAAUUAGAAAAGUCAUCUCGUUCUAAGCCCGAUAUCUGCCGGAACGCCAAUUGCGGAAGAACACUUUACGGCGUUGGUAAAAACGGGGAGAUAGGCGCUGGUGUCAGAAUGGGUCAAGGUCCUGGCAACGAUCUCGGUAUCUGCAGUAUCUGCUUCGGUCCUCUCUACGUCAGUAUGUAUGAUCCCGAAGGCAAAGCAUUGAAGCGACGCGUCGAGCGAAGAUACAUCGGUCAAAUGAUCAAGGGAUGUGGACAUGUCUGGUGUACCAACCAGUAUUGCAAAACAGCGCAAGCAAAAGGGGGAAAAGGAAAUGCAUCUUUAUCUACUCAAGAAGCAUUGCCUUUGGUCAGACCUUUGAUGGAUAGCUACCCUGAUCAUUCUUCUCCUAUGUAUUUCUGCGUUGAUGAUGUGAGUCAAAAGAGAAGGAGCUUGGCGGAGAUGCUUGCUGCUGAAGAGGCAUAUGAUUUGGAGUGGUGUGUUGCGGCUUGUGAGGCGGAAGCAGGGAAUCUUGACGCUACGAGACAGUGGUUGCAGAACUGGGCGCCGGGAAGAUAA
Molecule: messenger RNA, 2358 nt
Organism: Hymenoscyphus albidus
Lineage: Eukaryota; Fungi; Ascomycota; Leotiomycetes; Helotiales; Helotiaceae
Source: the annotation of a GenBank genome assembly